UAAAAGAGAGGGAGGGCCCGCUGGCUGGGAAUGCCGGAGUUCUGUGAGCAGAGCGGCGGAGCUGGGAGAGCCAGGAGCUGAGAGCUGGGAGAGCCAGGAGCUGAGAGCUGGGAGAGCCAGGAGCUGAGAGCUGGGAGGGCCAGGAGCUGAGAGCGGGGACUGCCAGGCCGAUCACUCAGCCCAGUCUACGGGCUGCGUGACUCACAGCAGAGGGGAAAGCAGCUGGGGCUGUCUCUGUAACGUCUCUCUCCCCGCUGCCCUGAAGGAGAGAAACAGAGAGGAACCUUUCUAAAGAGCUUUUCAGAAACCCGGUCGGACGCGCCCGAACGAUGGCGAGGGUUUAACAGCGCCCGGUGCGCGGACGCUGACCGUUUCUCCCGGAUACCGAGCCCGUUCCGCCACGCCGACCCGCGCCGCUUAGCGCCGACGUUUGCCAUGGAGCAGCCCGCCAGCAGCUGCAUGAGGAGCGGGGGCGGCCCCGUGUGGGGGUGCGUUCGGAACCCGCACGCGGGGGUCCCCGGGGCGGGGCUGCCCCCCUACCAGCAGGUCCCCUUCUCCCUGCACCAGAAGCCCGAGUUCCUGGCCUACACGGACUUCCCGGGGCACUGCCUGGGCCCGGGGGCGUACCCGCGCGAGGAGAGGCCGUACGCCGAGCCGCACGGCGGCUUCCCCAGGGCCGAAUGGCCCUUCCCCGGGGGCGAGCCCCAGGGCCGGGGCCCGGAGCCCUGCGCGGCCGCCGUGGCGGGAGUGGGGGUCGAGGGCAUGGGGGAUACAGGGGCCCUCGCCAGGGGCCUGGAGGGGGAGCACCCCGCUCACAGCCUGCUGCCCACGGAACACGAGAAAAAGGCGUCCAAGCGGAAGAAGGACUCCACAGAAAACCAGGACCCCGGGUUCAAGGCCGACCCCAACUGCAAGGCCCGGAAGGAGAGGACGGCCUUCACUAAGGAGCAGCUCCGGGAACUGGAGGCCGAAUUCUCCCACCACAACUACCUGACCCGACUGCGUCGCUACGAGAUUGCCGUCAACCUGGACCUCACUGAGCGACAGGUAAAGGUGUGGUUCCAGAACCGUCGGAUGAAAUGGAAAAGGGUGAAAGGGGGACAGCCCGCAUCCCCCAACGACCUGGAGGGUGAGGAGGGGGACUCCGCAGCCUCGCCCAGCUCCGACUGAACAAACUGGACCGCCAGACGAGGCGAGCCAGGCGCCCAGCAGACGCUACCUGGCUACAGGUGUUACAGUGGCCAUCAGGGCAGGACCCUGGAUACAAAGACUUCUGAAUCCCACUGCAACUGGUUCAGACAUGCAGUCUAUGGCAUACUUUCUGCACUGUAUAAAUGCUUUUUUUUGAGGGGGGGGGAGCAGGCAUUGACAAGGAUUUAAGGCUUGGGUGUAUAGGCCGCAUUUCUUUAGAUAUGGACUAUCCCAUGAAAUAAUAACUUCAGAUACAGGUCAAAAACUGCUGCUCCCUACCUGUCUGGAAAUGUUGCGCAAACGUUGUCUGGAUGUUGCGACAGGAACCUGGGUGUGAAACUGGCGUGUAUCCAUGGCCCAUGGAAUUCCCCAUUACCCAUAAGGCCUUUUGACGAGCAUUCCAAAGCCUCACCACUACAAGUGCCUCUAUCUCAGAGGGUUCUGUUUUGUGUCCUGUUCUUUCUAAAAUAUUGUUGAUGUUUUUUUCUGAUCAAACGCUUUUCUUUUUUAAAACAUUAUUUUUAAACAUAUUGUUAUAUCCUUGCAGGUAAUGUAAAAUAUGGAAUAUUAAUAAUAGCCAAAUGAAAGCUUGAAUAAAUAUUCCUCAACAAUUAAAAAA
Anguilla rostrata (American eel) is the source of this 1810-nucleotide messenger RNA. Its product is annotated as homeobox protein MOX-1-like. The record is from RefSeq and is a predicted model, not a curated record. The transcript has 3 exons. Gene Ontology annotation, cellular component: nucleus. Gene Ontology annotation, molecular function: DNA-binding transcription factor activity, RNA polymerase II-specific; RNA polymerase II cis-regulatory region sequence-specific DNA binding. Lineage: Eukaryota; Metazoa; Chordata; Actinopteri; Anguilliformes; Anguillidae. The coding region runs from base 436 to 1170 and encodes 244 amino acids. Gene Ontology annotation, biological process: somite development; positive regulation of transcription by RNA polymerase II.